CACUUCGUUAAUUUCGCCCACUCUUUAACACUCUCCGGACUUCCCAAAGCAAAGCUAAAACAAAAUUCAAACGCCAUUUAAACCUUCAUUUUGUUCCCCUUUCGGCUUUAUAUAAAGGCUUCAUUUUCUGGCUUCCCUCUUCGCUUCCCGUUCUUAUUCUAUCCUCGCUGUUCGCAGAUUCCUCAGAGCUCCGAUUACGAUGGCUGCUGUUACCGGAUCCAAUGUCGUCGCUCUAAAACCCGCCGCGAGGUUUGCUGAUCCUACUGACCGAAAAUUUGUUCAGAUUCGGCAAUGGUCUCCGAUUUCCGGCGGAUUCGGAUCGGUUCAGGCUCGGCUCUGCAUCGGUCUCCAGUGCCAAUCGAAACGAUCAUUUGCGUCCCCCGGUGUAAAAGCUCAGGUUGCCACUGUUGAACAAGCCAGCAUUGAAGCAGCUCAAAACGUAGAAGCUCCCGUAGCCAUAGUUACUGGAGCUUCUAGAGGCAUCGGUAAAGCAGUUGCGUUGGCUUUAGGUAAAGCAGGUUGCAAGGUCCUAGUGAAUUAUGCCAGAUCAUCAAAGGAGGCUGAAGAAGUUUCAAAAGAGAUUGAGUCGUAUGGUGGUCAGGCUGUUACUUUUGGUGGAGAUGUUUCAAAAGAAGCUGAUGUAGAAGGAAUGAUAAAGACUGCUGUUGAUACAUGGGGAACUGUUGAUAUAUUGAUAAACAAUGCAGGAAUCACUCGGGAUACUUUGUUGAUGAGAAUGAAGAAAUCACAAUGGCAGGAGGUUAUUGAUCUGAAUCUUACAGGAGUGUUUCUUUGUACACAGGCAGCAGCCAAAAUCAUGAUGAAGAAGAAAAAGGGAAAGAUAAUUAAUAUAGCAUCAGUUGUUGGUCUGGUUGGCAACAUCGGGCAAGCUAACUACAGUGCUGCUAAAGCAGGUGUUAUUGGUUUGACAAAGACUGUUGCAAGGGAAUAUGCCAGCAGAAACAUUAAUGUCAAUGCUGUUGCCCCAGGAUUUAUUGCAUCUGAUAUGACAGCCAAGCUUGGGGAAGACCUCGAGAAGAGAAUCUUGGAAACAAUUCCCUUAGGAAGGUAUGGUCAACCAGAAGAAGUUGCAGGACUGGUCGAAUUUUUGGCCAUAAACCCUGCGUCUAAUUACAUCACUGGACAGGUGUUCACCAUUGAUGGAGGAAUGGUCAUGUAAAAUUGCAUUACCGUCACUCGAUAAGCUGCUAUAUCGCCACUUGAAAUUAGUUAGUUUGUUUAGCGAUUGCUUCGAUUUGAUCGGGUUUAGAUUUUGUAGCUUUUUUUUCUUUUUUUAAAUAAAAGAUUUCCAGUAUUUCCAGCAGCAUUUUAAUUUGAAGCAUGUUGUAAAAACUGAAUGAAGAGCCGAGUUGGUUGGGUUAUUUCAAUUAUAAAAUCAUUUUCAGUUGGUUA
Messenger RNA from Gossypium raimondii (Peruvian cotton), 1413 nucleotides. Its product is annotated as 3-oxoacyl-[acyl-carrier-protein] reductase 4. The transcript has 11 exons. Gene Ontology annotation, molecular function: 3-oxoacyl-[acyl-carrier-protein] reductase (NADPH) activity; NAD binding. Gene Ontology annotation, biological process: fatty acid biosynthetic process. The record is from RefSeq and is a predicted model, not a curated record. NCBI's taxonomy places the organism in Eukaryota, Viridiplantae, Streptophyta, Magnoliopsida, Malvales, Malvaceae. Bases 200 to 1180 code for a protein of 326 amino acids.